UUACCGAUGUCCUUGCUACUUUUCUGGACCUGGGAACAUUACAGUUGAGUUGCUGUCUACAGAGGGUCAGAGAGCUCUCGGAUUUCAUCAAAAAUAUCUUAAUCUGUGUUCCGAAGAUGACAAAGAGUCUUAUGGGUUUGAAAUCACAUGAAGUUCACAAGGAAAGAUCAUGUUUAUGGAAGCUUUUUACUGGGCUGUGUCUACUGGUAGUCUUGUUUUUUCUGGUUUUGUCUUUUAUGGGAGAAGAAAGAGAGAAACGCCCUCUACCCAGCUUUUUGUCUCUGUACUCAGUAGAACACAGUUGCCACAACUCUUCUAAUGCCAGGUCUCCUGCAGGAAUCAACUUUCAGACACAAAUAAGCUCUUUCUACUCUGAAUUAGGAAUCAGUUUAGAUGCCUACUCUAGGUUACAGCAGGCUGUUUACUGGGAAGAACCUGACAGAUCAAUCACAAGUGUGUCCAUGAGUACUAGUCCAGCCCACACCACUUUCAUCAUAGAGAACCUGAAAGAGAGCUACCAAAUUGGUGAGGAGCUUUUUGUAACAGUACAGGCGAAGGACUCUGACAAUAAAUUCAAGCGUUAUGGAGGUGACUUUUUUCAGGCCAAGCUGUUCUGGUCUAAAUCUAAGGCCAGUGUGUUUGGGGAGGUGCUGGACCUGUGCAAUGGCUCCUACCGUGUGCGUUUCCUCCUGCCGUGGGUCGGUGAAGCUCAGGUGGCCGUGCGUCUGAUUCACUCCAGUGAAGCUGUGGAGGUCCUGAAGCGUCACAGAGUAACUGACUCUGACAGAGUGUACUUUUAUGGAUAUUAUGAGGGACCAGGACCAGAUAAGACCAGACUGAGUGAAACGGUAAAGUGUAAUGUGAAGUGGGACAAGAAUGGACUAGAGAGCAUAAGAACUGGAGACUGUUGCUGUGAAUACAACGAUCCCCGUUCUGGAGAAACAUGGCGCUGCCAGAGACCCAAAUCACUGCCAUGCAGUGCCCUUGUGUACCACUCUAUGGGUGGUUAUACAGACAGUUUGACUUAUAAAGACAAGCUGCUUAUGAAGCAAACUAACAAAGAUAUCAGUGGCGAUAAGAGCAUCAUCAAAAUUUUUUCUUCCCGUGGAAAUACAAAUAUUGAUGUAACAGAGAAAUGUCAUCCUGGUUUACACACUCCAGUUCCGGCCGGCUUUUACCUGAAUGAUGUGUGGACUUCUUUUGUCUGUAGAACCCGUCAUUUUACAACCCAAAAGAUAACAGAGUGCCUGAAAGACAAAGACAUCUACAUGAUGGGAGACUCGACUCUGAGACAGUGGUUUGAGUUCUUUGUAAAUGAAGUACCAGUGCUGAAGCAGAUGAAUCUGCAUGUCCAACAUCAGUCAGGACCACUCCUAGCAGUGGAUGUGGAGAACAACAUUGACUUACACUGGAGAGCUCACGGUGUUCCUCUGCGCACUCGAAAAACAGCAUUUGCCGAUCUGCACUACAUCAGUAAUGAGAUCGAUGACCUGGCUGGAGGACCCCACAUGGUCAUUGUAUUCAAUCUGGGGCCUCAUUUCACCACUUACCCUCUGGAUUUCUUCACCCAAAGAGUGUUAAGGAUCCGCAAAGCUGUUCUAGCACUGUUACAGCGGGCACCUGAAACUACGGUUAUAAUCAAGACUGUCAACACUGGCAGAAAGAAUAUUUUUGGCAGUGACUGGUAUUCUCUUCAGUUGGACAGAAUUCUGCAGUGGGCUUUUCAGGAUGUUGGUGUUUAUAUUCUGGAUGUGUGGCAAAUGACUGCCUGUCACUACAACGAUGAAGACAUCCAUCCAGGCCCUGUCAUCAUCAAAAAUGAGAUUGACAUUUUACUCUCUUUUAUUUGCCCCAAAUUAAUUUAAAUGAAUACAUUUUAAUACAUUUGAAAAUCCAGGUCAUGUGUAGGAAAACUUGAAAUACUGUGUGACAGUGUUUAAAACAAGUGUGGGCAAAGUUGAUUAUCUAAAUGUGCUCCACGUGUAGGGUGACCAUAUGAGCCAUCCUCGCCAGGAUUUCUAUAUUGCCUAAAACAUCCAAAGUAGUUUGACCAAUAACAUGCAGGUAUGGUACAUAAUCAACCAAUCGUGGUGUGUGAGAAGGUGAGAUCUACAGAGAACGAUCAGAGCAAUGCAAAUACACGUACAUGUUAGGUGUUUGUUCGUUCAUUCAACUUGAAGUGUCGCUGUGCACUGAUCAUUAUAAGGCACCAAAGUAGGCGUCCUGGGAAAAUGGCUCAUAUGGUCACCCUACCACGUGUGCUGUGUUGGAUGAUUAUCUUAACAUCCUCUUCCAGAUCUUUAAAACAACUUUAAACUGCAACUGAGUAAUGACAUUUAUAUAGAAGCCUCUUUCUGCCACAUAAAAAUGCUAAAUUAUCACAUAAGAAGUCAUACUAUGACAACCAUAAUCAUGAAAUUAAAAGUCAAAGUAAUGACAUACUAAGUCAAAAUAGCCUUAACCUGGAAUUUGGUGUCCUAUUGGUGUUAUUUACUUGCAUGUCAAUUUCUAGAGAACCAAAAAGUUGUGCAGACCUCAAGAAUAGAAAACAUCUCAACUGGCCGCUUUGAACAUUUCAUUUUGCGGAUGCAUUGCAUGCUGCUCAGGCCUCAGCUUUAAUAUGUAAUGUUUUAUUUUUGUGUACCUGAGAUCUAUCAGAUCGCCUAUGUUUCAGUUCUCUAAAAUACACAAAUUUUAUUUAAACUUCAGUAACGUUUUUGUGGUUACCACUUUGCUGAAGAUAAUAGCUUGUGCUGAUUUUGUGAGUAGUUGUUGCAUGCAGAAAUGUUCUCUGAUUGGACCAAUGAACAUACACAGAUUCUGUAAAUGAUGUGUCUCUUUCUAUAACUUGCAAAUUUAAUGAAUCGGUAAGACUUGUCAUUGGCAUUAGGCCCAGUUCUUACUCAAUGAGAGCAACAGUGUUUUGUUUCCUGUAGCCACAUCCUACCCAAUGGAAAUAUACAGAAAAAUGUGUUGCUC
This is a messenger RNA of Carassius auratus (goldfish), 2979 nucleotides long. Its product is annotated as NXPE family member 3-like. The coding region runs from base 117 to 1865 and encodes 582 amino acids. The transcript is spliced from 8 exons. The record is from RefSeq and is a predicted model, not a curated record. NCBI's taxonomy places the organism in Eukaryota, Metazoa, Chordata, Actinopteri, Cypriniformes, Cyprinidae.